CCGAGGACCGCGACUCUGCCGGCCAUGGAGUUCGACUGUGAGGCCGUGAGGCGGCUGCUGGGCAAGUACAAGUUCAGGGAUCUGACUGUAGAAGAGCUGAAGAAUGUGAACAUGUUUUUCCCGCACUUCAGAUAUUCCAUGGACACCUACGUUUUCAAAGAUACUUCCCAGAAAGACCUGCUGAACUUCACUGGUACUAUUCCUGUGAUGUAUCAGGGUAAUACGUACAACAUACCCAUUCGCUUCUGGAUUUUGGAUUCUCACCCUUUUGCUCCACCCAUUUGCUUCUUGAAGCCAACUGCAAACAUGGAAAUCUCAGUUGGAAAACAUGUGGACGCCAAAGGCAGAAUAUACUUGCCCUAUCUCCAAAACUGGAGCCAUCCUAAAUCUGUCAUUGUUGGAUUAAUUAAAGAAAUGAUCGCCAAGUUUCAAGAGGAACUUCCUCUCUAUUCGGUGCCAUCAUCCAACGAAGCGCAGCAGGUCGACUUGCUAGCCUAUAUUGCAAAAAUCACUGAAGGUGUCUCAGACAUAAAUUCAAGGGGCUGGACAAAUCAUGAGACUAAAAUAGCGAAUAAAAUUACUGUGGUCGGAAGUGGAGAUUUGGGUAUUGCCUGCACAAUGGCAAUUUCAGCAAAGGGCAUUGCAGACAAGCUGCUCCUUUUAGACCUCUCCGAUGGGACUAACCAAGGAACGAUGGAUCUUGAUAUCUUCAGCCUGCCUAAUGUAGAGAUCAGCAAAGAUUUGUCUGCCUCUGCUCAUUCCAAGGUGGUGAUCUUCACAGCCAACUCUUUGGGUGGCUCUGAAUCCUACCUUCAUGCCGUGCAAAGCAAUGUGGACAUGUUCAGAGCUCUCGUCCCGGCUCUGGGACAUUACAGUCAACAUGCUGUCUUGCUUGUUGCAUCUCAACCAGUGGAAAUCAUGAGCUAUGUGACAUGGAAGCUGAGCACAUUUCCCACAAAUAGAGUGAUUGGGAUUGGAUGCAAUCUGGACUCACAGAGAUUACAAUACAUUAUUACCAAUGUUUUGAAGGCACAGACUCCAGGCAAAGAAGUAUGGGUUAUUGGUGAACAGGGAGAAAACAAAGUGUGCUCAUGGAAUGGCCGAGACGGGGUAAUGAGUCAUAGCUCUCUGGCACAGCUGUCCAGCAGAGCCAUGGAACUGUUGAGGGUAAAGGGUCAGAGAUCUUGGUCUGUUGGCCUGUCUGUGGCUGACCUGGUGGACACUAUUGUAAACAAUAAAAAGAAGGUGCAUUCUGUAUCAACUCUAGCAAAGGGAUGUUAUGGUUUAGAUAAUGAAGUGUUCUUAAGUUUGCCGUGCAUCCUGGGAACCAGUGGAGUGUCCGAAGUCAUCAAAAGCACAGCAGGAGAAGACACAAUGACUGAGACACUCCAAAACAGUGGCUCUUCAAUCCACAAUCUCCAGCAACAGCUGAGACUCUGAUGCCCGAGUGCUGUCACCGGAAGGGGGAAGCUUAUUUAAUUUUGCCAGCACACACAGUUUUGGCAACUUCCACAACUUGGUAUUUCACAAACAGCCUUUAUAGUAGACAACGUCUUAGUUAGCUUUGUAAUUUGAAUCCUUGAGGAGUCAGAGAACGGGAAAGGAUCUGAUUUCUUGUGGAGUUUUUGACAUACCUACACUGUUGUUUGGUCCUAACUUCAGCACACCUAGCACUUUGGAGAUGUUCUGAAAUACGUGCACUCCUUAAAGGUUCUUACUGGACACUCAUUCUGAGCAUGGUAAGCUGAAGGCAGGGUGGGCACAGAGCCUGUGACAGGUGUACGUUCAGAGACUCCUAGCUUCACGGGUCUGUUUGCAUCUUCUGCACCAUCCCAUUGAUGAUAAUGGCAAAGUGUUUUACCUUCCUUCUUCAAGUUCACUUACAUUAGAAAGCAUACAUUUUAGUAUGCUUUAAAUUGGUUAAAUGGAAUUUUUUUUUUUUUUUUUUUAUUUUCGAGACAGGGUUUCUCUGUAGUUUUUGGUGCCUGUCCUGGAACUAGCUUUUGUAGACCAGGCUGGCCUCGAACUCACAGAGAUCCUCCUGCCUCUGCCUCCUGAGUGCUGGGAUUAAAGGUGUGCGUCACCACCGCCCGGCUGGAAUUUUAAAUAUAUGAAAAAUAAUAUAUAAUUUCUAAUGACACUUCCUUUCUGAAAAUUUCUAGAAUAACCUCUUCUUGGGCUAAAAGAUCUUAAAUGUAUCUUAAAACUGUAUUAUUAGAAAAAGAGAGAUGCGUGUUUCUGUGGCCAUAAGUAAAGAGUAACAGCCGAGCAGUAUAUUUUGAAAGCAAAAUGUGAGGCUUUCACAAAAAAACAUUGUUCUUAAAGGAGAGAGGCCUUGGUCGUCUGCUUCCGAGCGAGCCUUAGUCACCCCAGAAGAAACAGUUGCGACACACGGUGGCUGUUGUGACACACAGGUGACAACUCCUAUAUAGUGAGCUCUUAUUUGUAGAGUCCUGACAUAGACUGGCCGAGGUAGGAACUAUUUAUCUUCAUCACAGAGGAGGAGACUGAACCUUGGUGUCUAAGAUUGCUGGGUUCUAAGGAUGUUACUUACCUGUACAACCUCUACUCUUAUAGGUAGCAACAGAGGCUGUGGGGAAGCCUAGAGGCCUAAAAGCCAAGCUGUCACAAGACACUAGCUAAAGUUGAGGCUUGGGAUACUAUGAAAGAAUUACUUUUAUUUUCAUACGGGAGCUUUUUUGUUUUUUUUUUUUUUUAAACAAGGUCUUUAUGUAGUCCUAGCUGUCUUGAAGCUUACUACUAAAGACCAGGCUGGCCUCCAGCUCACAUAGAUCUGCUGCCUCUGCCUCCCAAGUUCAUAGAUUAAAGGCAUGCACCACCACACCUGGCUAUAUUUUUUUAAAGUAUUUUUUUUUACAAAGAUUGAUUAGCCUGACCCCCAGAGACUCAGCAGAAAGCAGAGGUGGUAUGUGCCAAAGACGGUGUUUGUUUGUUUAGUCGUUCAGCUAGCAUUUAUUAGGGGCUUCUCACAACAGAAAACACUAUUGCUGAGCAUGCCCAGAUUAGGGACAAGCCCUGGAAUUUACGGAUUAGCAGAGGAACCCAAUAACAAAAUAGCACAUGAGUGCAAGUGUGCUAAGUACAGUGAAAUCCAGAGUGUUUGGAAUCCAGGCUGCUCAGAGAGGAGCUCAGGGGUUUGAGAGGUAGAAAGGAGUCAUGACUCUGGGCAGUUACACUGACAAGCCAAUGUUGAGGAAGUAGAAAAGUAACGUGCUGAGGAAGACUUCCUCCAGACUUAACUGGGUUAAACCUUGGCCAUACAGGCUAGGGAUGUACCUCAGUAGUUAGGUGCUUGCCUGAUAAGAAUAGGGCCCUGGUUUGGUCCCAGAACCACAAAACUUGGGGUUGUUGAGGAGGUAAGCAUUAGCUCUUUGUAAAUGAUUUUGGUGUUGUUUUUACUGACCUUUUAUACGAGAUAGGAAGGUAAAGUUGAAACAACAAUUUCUUAUGUGUUUUAGUGUUUUCUACUAGGUGAUAACUAAUUAGGAAUUCAGUAAUUCCUAAAAUAGAAUUUCUUUUCUCUUCAUUUGUUUUUGGUUUAUUUUUGUUGGUUGUUGCAGGAGGGCCGCUUGUUGGUUCCCAGCUGCUCAGUCCCAAAAUAAUCACACAAAAACUAUAUUAUUUACAAUACUGUUUGGCCAAUAGCUUAAUCAUAUUUCUGGUUAACUCUUAUACCCAAAACUAGCCCAUCUCUAUUAAUCUGUGCAUCACCACGAAGUCAUGACCUAACAGCAGUUUCAGCGCGUCUGUCUCCGGCAGGCUAAAUGGCUUCUCUCUGCCUCCUUUCUCCCAAUAUUCACUUUAGUUUUCCCUGCCUAUCCAUCCUAUCAGGUCAAGCCAGUUUCUUUAUUAACCAGUGGGACUCACAGCAUACAGAGGGGAAUCCCACAUCAGUUGGUUGAUUGGUUUUUCGAGACAGGGUUUCUCUGUCUAACUGCUCUGGCUAUCCUGGAACUCACUUUGUAGACAAAGUUGGCCUCAAACUCAGAGAUCUUUACUAUCGCUGCCUCCCGAGUGCUGGGAGUGAAGGCGUUUGCUGCCACCACCUGGCUCUCUUCAUUUGUUUUUGAGACUAGUCUCUAACUCAGCAAUCAUCCUGCCUGAGCCUCAUGAGUGCUGGCUACCAUACCCAGCAACAAUUUUUGUUUUGUUUUGUUCUGUUUGUGGGGCUCUAACCCAGGGUCUGAUGCAUGCUAGGCCAGGCCUCCACCAUUGUGCUUCAUCUGGAACGUAGUUUCUAAAAGCUAAUAACUCUCUUGAACAAUAAGCCAACUGCAGGAUGUUAUAACAGCGAACUGCCAAGAACUAUGUUGAUUAUAGAAAGAAAUGCCAAUACAACAGAUAUUUAUUGAGAACUCACUGUUAUUCCAAGUAUUUUGUUAGAGUUUGAUCUCACCCUCAAAAGGUCAUAGUACAGAAGUCUUUGUUCGCAGUUCCUCCAUUAAAUCAGGUGGCACCAUCACCACCUCAUCUUGAUUUGGUGCUUAAUAAUCACAGCGCGUCUGUCUGGUAACUUUCAUUUUCUCCACGUGUCUUAAUGGUUUAGAUGAUGUUGACUUGAUUAACCCUUAUAUUCUGUCAGUCUCAAAACCAGGGGGCAAGUGUACAGUGUUUGCGUAUUUCUCACCUGAGGCAUGAGCGCAGGCUCUGCAGUAAUGCUCAUGUCCCAGGUAAUAUCUACCGUCCGAUAAGUUUCAGUCCCACAUCAUUAUAAAUCCUGAUUUUUUUUAACCUUAUUAUGUUCUGAAAUUCAAGCUUUCAUGAAAAACUAGUGAAAGAUUUAUUUCCUCAUUUAAAAAAUACUGUGUUAAGGCCGGGCGGCAGAGGCAGGUGGAUCUCUGUGAGUUCGAGACCAGCCUGGUCUACAAGAGCUAGUUCCAGGACAGGCUCCAAAACCACAGAGAAACCCUGUCUCGAAAAAAAAAAAAAAUACUGUGUUAAGUAAAAUGUUUUUUCUUGCCAUCUGACAAGGAGAGGGCAACUCUCAUUUUUCCAAAAUCAUGCAGUACCUCAUAGUUUUUAUUGGGGCUUGGACUAAAAUGCUUUUUGAUACUGUAAGGUGUAUUUUUCAU
This is a messenger RNA of Chionomys nivalis (European snow vole), 5093 nucleotides long. It is a transcript of the gene Uevld, whose product is annotated as UEV and lactate/malate dehyrogenase domains. NCBI's taxonomy places the organism in Eukaryota, Metazoa, Chordata, Mammalia, Rodentia, Cricetidae. Bases 25 to 1440 code for a protein of 471 amino acids. The record is from RefSeq and is a predicted model, not a curated record. Gene Ontology annotation, molecular function: ubiquitin binding; oxidoreductase activity, acting on the CH-OH group of donors, NAD or NADP as acceptor. Gene Ontology annotation, cellular component: ESCRT I complex. The transcript is spliced from 12 exons. Gene Ontology annotation, biological process: protein modification process; endosome to lysosome transport; carboxylic acid metabolic process.